Messenger RNA from Gadus macrocephalus (Pacific cod), 1566 nucleotides. Its product is annotated as interferon-inducible GTPase 5-like. The transcript has a single exon. Gene Ontology annotation, cellular component: membrane. Gene Ontology annotation, molecular function: GTP binding. Bases 1 to 807 code for a protein of 268 amino acids. NCBI's taxonomy places the organism in Eukaryota, Metazoa, Chordata, Actinopteri, Gadiformes, Gadidae. The record is from RefSeq and is a predicted model, not a curated record.
AUGACGUGUGACGUUAGAGCCACAGGUCUGAAGUCUUUUGGAGCGCUGGGUCGUCCUUUCUUCGGGACAGGGACUACGCAGGAUGUCUUCCAGAGUGUUGGCACCUUUUUCAACCUCAGGGAGAGGCCGAAAAGAUUUCUAACCCCAUUAAGUUCAACCUGUAUUCCUUUUCCAACAGAACUUGAAAAACAAGGUGCGGCGUCUUCUCAGGUCUUCCUGGUGUCUAGUUUUGAUCUCCAUUUGUACGACUUCUCAACCCUCCAGGACACCAUGGAGGAAGAGAUUUCUUCACUGAAGAAAUAUGCUCUGACCUUGGCCUUUCCCAACGUCGACCAGAACAGCAUUAACAAAAAGAAAGAGGCUUUCAGAUCACAAAUAAUCUCAUAUGCUUGUCUGUCUGCAGCUGUAGCAGCUGUACCCAUCCCAGGGUUGUCCUUUGGUGUUGAUGUAGGCGUUCUAGUCAGUCUUUUUCAAAGCUAUUUGUUUGGGUUUGGUCUUGACGUAGCGACGUUGAAGAAACUUUCAACUAAAUCAAACAUCCCUUUAGAAGAUUUAAGGGCAGAAUGUAAAUGUACUUUGUCUGGACAAGAGAUCAAUGCAAGGGUUGUUACUACAUUUCUGAUUUCUGUUUCAUUUAUGGCGGCGGCUGUGGCAGCAGAGGAAAGUCUCGGUUGGAUUCCCAUUCUUGGAUCCAUGAUUGCCGCUUCAUUAUCUUUCGUUUCCAUGAAGAAAUUUUUGAAUAUUGCUCUUGACGGCCUAUUUGAUGAUGCAAUAAAUGUCCAGAAAAAAGUAUUGAACAUUAGGUAAUGUUGUAGCCAUUAGCAAUGAGGAACAAUAGCUUAAACUAAAACAAAUGUUUGAAAAUGCAAUAGGGAAAAACUAAUUAAAUUGUCAGUAAUAGAAAGUGUGUUUGUUAAUCUUCUGAUUUUAUUUUAAGUGCAGGUGUAACAUGCCGAAAAUCAUUUGGUUAAUUUUUUUUUCAAUGGGCAUGAUAUGUCCAGGCCUGUUUUAUCCACAGCAGGACUAACAGGGCCAGUGCCCAGGUGCCCAUAGCCCCGGGAAGGACCUGGACCCAAAGUGUAUUUUUAAUAUUAAUUAAUAGAUAUUUUAAGACCUCAUUCUUUUGUCCUGUAUGUUAAGGCUAACUAAUUAAUGUCACAGUAAAGUUAAACGUUGCCUGCCGUAUGAAUGUAUUUACCAUGCUUAAAGGAAGCCAUUAUCUGGCCCAUGUAUCUCCAUUUACUCCAUUUGACACCCCUGAGAUGAACCCUUGUUAAUUAUACUGACUUAUAUGUUAAAGUGAAAUAGUUCAUAUUUCAGUCAGGGUCAAACACUGCCUGCUUUUUGGAUGUAUUGUACAAUCACAUACAGUGGUAUUGUUUUCAAUUGUUUUAUUGCCUGUUUAUGCUCUGAGUAGAAGUGAUGUCAUUGUACUCAUGCAUGUCUCAUUUUUAUGUUUAGCCAUAAAUGUGGUAAAGGUCAUUGUUUCCUUUUGAUUCUACAUGGCACCUCUCAUAAGCACAUAUGGUAUAGCAUGUCUGUUUUAAUUAUUAAGCUGGAUUUUAA